GUGAACGUCUCCUCUGGCAAUCAGUUUGGGCUCGUCGGCGUCAGCGUGCACACAUCUCUGAAUAAGGACGACAAAACCCCACACAGCACAAUGAGUGGAGUAGGAAAAAAAGAGCCUCCUCCCUACCUGAUACCAGUCCAAGAACCGGGUAAAGGCGAUGUGGCCGUUUACCACACCCACAUGCCCUUCAACCCGAUGUCCGUCGACACCGCCUCCAACGCCGCGCCAGUGUAUUCCGGCGGCGGCGGUGGCGGAGGAGGUGGAGGAGGAGGAGGAGGAGGAGGAGUAGGAGGCGGAGGACAGGUUGCCGAUGAAGGCAAAAAGAGGUUUGUGAGCUACGACGGGGCGCUGGGCACCACCCCCGGCAUGACGACCUGCACCAGCUGCCAGCAGCAGGUCAUGACGGAGGUCACCUACAAGGCGGGCAGAUACGCCUGGCUCAUGUGCUUGCUCUUCAUCUGCUGCGGAUUGGUCUUGUGCUGCUGCCUGAUUCCCUUCUUCGUGAACCGAUUCAAGAACGCGUAUCACACAUGCCCUCGCUGCAACCGGGUGCUGCACGUUGAGAAGAGGAAAUGCUGUAAAUGAGGCCGCUGACGGAGGCCCCCGCGCAGCCGUAGGCACGAGGGUCACGAGACGCCUCGUGUGGUCUGAGCUCAAAAUACAGCUGUUUUUAUUGUUUUUAGUUCUAGCGAAUUAGAUUAACCUAUUUGUGCCCGAACGUAAGGCCACGUCCAGCAUGAUGAGGAUGACUCUGUUAGGUUUGGUUUACUCUUAUAAUAUAAUAUUGUACUGAAACACUUUGGGCAAGUUGCAACAGAAAACUUUUACUUUUUUUUUGGAGAGAUGACCGAUCAAAAGAAUGAGGACACAUCAACAUCGUGUUUGUUCAAAUGUUGUGUUUUUUUUUAAUACAAUGCAUAUUCGUGCACAUUUAUGGACUUGUUAUCAUUUGAUAGAUACAAACACUGCGCUCCUUGUCGUUUCUGUGGUGCAGACUUUGGGCACAUUGCUUUGUCCUGAAAUCCAAAGCAUUAUAUAUAUAUAUAUAUAUUCUUUUUUAGCAAAAACGUUUUGCUUAAACAAAACACAAAGACUACAGUUGUGGGCACAAGUGGGUGAAGCACACGCAACGCACUUUUUGGGAGUUUUCACCUUUCUUCGUUCCCCUCGUCGGAAACCUCUGCAAAACAUUGCGUCGCUAAAAUGAAGGUCUUUGUACAUAAACUUUAUGAAAUACGUUUCCCAGGAUCGUGCAUUUUUAGAAUUGAAACAAACCACAACCAUCCCGCCGAAGAGGCCUCCCGAGGGGGUGGGGGGGGGGGGGGGCGCUGGUCCACAGUCGGGGGUCCCAUCAAGGUCCAACGUCGAUCCAACGUCCUCGUCCAGGAGACGUGAGGAUCCCUCACAGACCAUCCUUCCAUUUCCUUUGUUAGAGCACGACAAACGUGCACUUGUUGUGAGUACAAACACGUUCAGUGGAAUUAAACAUGAAUGCUGCAACAUACAAAA
This is a messenger RNA of Pungitius pungitius (ninespine stickleback), 1509 nucleotides long. It is a transcript of the gene litafd, whose product is annotated as Lipopolysaccharide-induced tumor necrosis factor-alpha factor homolog-like. The record is from RefSeq and is a predicted model, not a curated record. The coding region runs from base 91 to 585 and encodes 164 amino acids. Gene Ontology annotation, cellular component: nucleus; cytoplasmic side of lysosomal membrane; cytoplasmic side of late endosome membrane. NCBI's taxonomy places the organism in Eukaryota, Metazoa, Chordata, Actinopteri, Perciformes, Gasterosteidae. The transcript is spliced from 5 exons. Gene Ontology annotation, molecular function: zinc ion binding.